This is a messenger RNA of Ictalurus furcatus (blue catfish), 8072 nucleotides long. RefSeq names its product regulatory factor X, 3 (influences HLA class II expression) (gene rfx3). The record is from RefSeq and is a predicted model, not a curated record. Gene Ontology annotation, biological process: regulation of transcription by RNA polymerase II. Gene Ontology annotation, molecular function: RNA polymerase II cis-regulatory region sequence-specific DNA binding; DNA-binding transcription factor activity, RNA polymerase II-specific. The transcript has 17 exons. Lineage: Eukaryota; Metazoa; Chordata; Actinopteri; Siluriformes; Ictaluridae. Bases 1639 to 3900 code for a protein of 753 amino acids. Gene Ontology annotation, cellular component: nucleus.
CCCAAGAUGUUAAGAGGAAGAAACCUUGAGAGGAACCCGACUCAGAAGGGAACCCGUCCUCAUCUGGGUCACAACAGAUAGUGUGAAAAAAAGUUCAUUAUGGAUUUAUAUGAAGUCUGUAUGGCUUUAGGAGCAGCCGUAGUCCCAGCAGUCUGGAAUUGGAGUAGAUGAGAGCUCCAUCCAGAGGCAGGACAUCCGAAAAGGAUCAGGCAGGUCCGGAGAGCAGAGAGGAUCAGGAUCUCUAGUAUCUCCAUAAAAUCGUGUGUGACUCAACAGGAGAGAGGGAGAGAAGAGAUUAUUAGGACUGUGCUUAGCGUAACAGAAAGUCUAGUCAGGGUAGGCUUGAGUAAACAAAUACGUUUUCAGCCUGGACUUAAACACUGAGACUGUGUCUGAGUCCCGAACACUAAUAGGAAGACUGUUCCAUAACUGUGGGGCUCUGUAAGAGAAAGCUCUUCCCCCUGCUGUAGCCUUCACUAUUCCAGACACCGUCAGAUAGCCUGCAUCUUUUGAUCUAAGUAGGCGUGGCGGAUCACAGAAAACCAAAAGGUCGCUUAGAUACUGUGGCGCGAGACCGUUUAGUGCUUUAUAGGUUAAUAAAAGUAUUUUAUAAUCAGUGCGAGAUUCCACUGGGGUUAGAAAGUAACACUCUUCAGAAUAAAUCCAAAAGAGCCAAAUAUAAAAAUGGAGUAUAGACCCUGAUCUAUCUAUAUAUAAUGUGUAUGUAUAUAUAAUAUAAAUGUGUGUGUGUGUGUGUGUGUGUGUAUAAUAUAUGGAUGUUUUGCUUGCUUUUCUUUCUUUGAAGAGCCGUCUGAAUGCGGAAGUAGCUCGGGUCAAAUUGAAAAGAAAGGGAGGAGGGGGGGAAAAAAAAAGCGAGCAAAACCUCCAUCUUCUGAUCAUCUUCAAAACGUGUCAUCCUCUCCCGCAUGAUUUCUCACCAGUGUGUUUUAUACUCCGGGAGAGAAGAACUAAUUCUGUGAAGACGAACAGAUUCCGCUUUCCUGCGUGCUGUGAACAGUGCUGUUGAUCUGUAAGCAGAUAUCCAACUUGACCACAAGCUAACUCGCUGUUAACCAUUUGCGGUUCUUUUCCUAAGCUAACGUUAGCGCCGUAGCUAAUGUUCGUUUCAGAAAAUGACCACAGUGAACGUUCGACGUAACCAAAAGUUACGCCGCAUAAUUGUGUAUUCAGAAUGAACACUUUAAAGCCUGCAAAACAUAUGUUUGUAAAAGUCUACUGAUGCAUCUUACCUCAGUUUCUUAAACUUGGUUUUUAUCGAGAGAACACGUGCGCCGCUGAAGGUGACGCGGCAGUCGAGAGUAACAACAGACUUGUAUGCAAACGUUUCUCCUUAUGGCUUGUUUCGGACAAGCCGUAUUUAAAGGUUUACUCUUUUAAGCUGUUUUUGCUGUUCUUGUGUAUAUUUAAACCGGGAAGUCAUUUUGAACCCAUAACAUAAUGGAUGUAACUUUUUUUUUCCAAAAUAAUAGGAGAGCUAAGUGACCUGGAUGGGUAAAAAAUCACUCGGCAAAAACAGAUGAUUUCCCGUUACGACUCAGUGAGUUCAGAACGUUGAGGAAAACAGAGAUGACUGCGCUGUAGCUUCAUUGUUGGUGACGCCAUGAGCUAUCCAGCGCCAUGCAAACCCCAGAGGCGGGCGCUGACUCCUCGUCCACGGUGCCCCUCCAGACCAGCGUGCCUGUGCAGCCUGCUGUUACCACCCAGCAGGUGCCCACUCAGGUGCCCGUCCAGCAACAGGCACAGACUGUUCAACAGGUGCAGCAUGUGUACCCGUCCCAGGUGCAGUACGUGGAGGAGAACAGCAGCGUCUACACCAACGGAACCAUACGCACAUACUCGUACUCGGAGCCGCAGCUGUACAGUCAGAACAGCAGCGGGAGCUACUUUGACACACAAGGCGCCGCACCUCAGGUGAGCACGGUGGUGACGAGUCACAGCUUGGCCAACAACGGCAGCACUAACGGCGGGCUGGCUAUGGGCCUCACGGGGGGUCAGAUCAUCAGCAGCUCAGGGGCCUACCUGAUCGGGUCCAACGCCAUGGACGGCUCCGCCCCUCACACUGCAGCGCAGACCACCAGGGCCUCUCCAGCUACGAUUGAAAUGGCGAUUGAGACGCUCCAAAAGUCUGAGGGUUUGUCCAGUCAGAGAAGUUCACUGCUCAACAGCCAUCUGCAGUGGCUUCUGGAUAACUAUGAGACUGCUGAAGGGGUGAGUCUGCCUCGCUCCACACUCUACAGCCACUACCUGCGCCACUGCCAGGAGCAGAAGCUCGACCCGGUCAACGCCGCAUCAUUUGGGAAACUCAUCCGCUCCAUCUUCAUGGGUCUGCGCACACGCCGCCUCGGAACCAGGGGGAACUCCAAGUAUCAUUAUUACGGGAUCCGGGUGAAGCCAGACUCGCCACUGAACCGGCUGCAGGAGGACAUGCAAUACAUGGCACUGCGGCAGCAGCCUGUGCAUCAGAAACAGAGGUUCAAGUCUGUGCAGAAGGCGGACAGCUUUUUAGGAGACAACUACCCGAGCAGCGGGCAUCACCAUCCCAAUGCCGCCGAGCAGACGGUCCUCGCGCAGAGCCAGCACCACCAGCAGUUCCUGGACGCGUCUCGGGCCAUCCCCGAGUUUGUAGAGCUCGAUCUCGGAGAGAACGGGGUGGACGGUGUCAGCAUGGAGGACAUCAAAGCUCUUCAGAUACUGUACAGAGAACACUGCGAGGCCAUCUUGGAUGUGGUGGUAAACCUCCAGUUUAGCUUGAUCGAGAAGUUGUGGCAGACGUUCUGGCGCUAUUGCCCUUCCAACUCAAUAGAAGGCAUCACCAUGACUGAAAACAGCGGGAUGAGUGAGAUUGAGGGGCGUCUGCCACGUGCCAGGCUGUUGCUGCUGUGCCAGAGUGAGGCCGUGCUAAAGUGGAUGAACACCUGUGAUCACCUGAUGUACCAGGCUCUAGUGGAGAUCCUCAUCCCUGAUGUCCUCAGACCCAUUCCUAGUGCCUUGACUCAAGCCAUCCGUAACUUCGCCAAAAGCCUUGAGGGCUGGCUCACCAACGCCAUGAGCGCCAUUCCCCAGAAGAUGAUCCAGACCAAGGUAUCCGCUGUUAGUGCCUUUGCGCAGACCCUGCGCAGAUACACGUCUCUGAACCACCUGGCCCAGGCGGCACGUGCUGUCCUGCAGAACACCUCACAGAUCAACCAGAUGCUCAGUGACCUGAACCGCGUGGACUUCGCCAACGUGCAGGAGCAGGCAUCAUGGGUCUGCCAGUGCGAGGAGGGCAUGGUGCAGCGACUCGAGCAGGACUUCAAGGCUACACUGCAGCAGCAGAGCUCCUUGGAGCAGUGGGCCACCUGGCUCGACAACGUCGUCAGUCAGGUCCUCAAGCCCUACGAGGACAGGCCAAGUUUCCCUAAAGCGGCCCGCCAGUUCCUGCUCAAGUGGUCCUUUUAUAGCUCGAUGGUGAUCAGAGACUUGACCCUGCGCAGUGCUGCCAGCUUCGGCUCGUUCCACCUGAUCCGUCUGCUCUACGACGAGUACAUGUUCUACCUGGUGGAGCACCGUGUCGCCCAGGCGACCGGAGAGACACCUAUAGGGGUUAUGGGAGAGUUUGAUGACCUGAAUACUAUGUCACCUACCAACAUUGAUAAAGAUGAAGUAAGCGAGAUGGACAGUGAGCUGGACGAGGAGAUGCAGGAGGCAGGGGAGCCGCUGGCCAAGCAAGAGAAAGCGGAGGCAGAGGUGAUUCAGGUGUUGCAGGUGGGGACUAUGGAGGACGGAAGCAGCGCUGUAGUGGGCGUGGUACAGCCGGACAUGCUGGGUACAAUGGGGAUGCAGCAGCAGUCCACCAUCCGUCACUGCAGUGGGGCUGGCAACGCCUAUGCCUCUGUGUGACACUUUCACCAGCGCUCUCUCAAAUCUUUUUUUUUCUUCUUCUUAUCCCUCCACAUGACACCUAGUUAUAUUCAUUUACAUCUCAUCUGUCGACAUGUAACACGCUCUCUUCUGUUCAGCAGGGUCUGAUCACGUCACUACAUCAGCAGAUGCUUCAGUCCUGCACUGCCAUUAUAUGAACUUCAUUUAUGUGAUCAGGCUAUUUGAUUCCGAGCAGCCCUUGAAGGAGAGAAGGUGCUCAAUGUUAACGUCCCUACUCUGAAAAGAAUGGGUCAUUUUUUAUUUAUUUAAAUUUUUUUUCCCCCCAGAUGACCAAGAACUCAAAUCCAUGCCACUAGCUCCACAGGAAAAAACACGCAUCACUGAAGCUCAAUGUAUUUGUACUGUUGGUCAUUGUUUACGUUUGUCCCCCCCCCCAUGUAGCUUUGUGUCAGAGUUGGAAAUCUUGCUGUGUAUCGUGCUGCUAUAAUCUCAAGCGAGCUGUCCAGAUACGUCCAGCCUCCUCCUUGAGCUGUUCUCCUUGCCUUCUGUUUGUCGAAUCAGUCUCUUGGUCUGAACUUCGGAGAGGAUUCAUUUCACAUCCUCUACAGUAUGUAUCCAGUGCAGACCUUUUUUUUGUGUGUGUGUCGUCGUUUUGUUUAUUUUGAUUGGACCAAAAGAAAAAAAUAUUUUUUUUAAAAAAUAGGAAGUGUUGAUAUUGGCUGUUCCAGGCUGUCGUACAGCUUCGCGUCCUCUCUCGCACCUGUGCUGUGUCAUAAAACCGAGCUAAUGUCAGGGAUUUAAUGUACCUCGGGUUCAUGCUAGUGCCUUAACCCAGCAACAGCUUUUCCGUUUUGUUGAAGCUACUGUAUCGCACUGAGGGAGGCUGUUCCUUUUCUACUAGAACACUCGCUGCAAAGAAAUAUUCACUGCUAGAUAUCGAACACCUGGACUAGUGGCUGGAUUUGUAACCCGUCAUCGGCGUGAGCUGAUUCGAAUUGUCGAUUGAUUGUUUUUAGUAAGGGAUCUGUGUGCGUUUCCGUGUCUGUUCUGUCGUCUGUGUAACCGUCACCCUACCUCACACCAGUGGUGCCAGCCGUUGGACGAACGCCCCACAAGUUUUGAUGUGCGUUACGUCGUACUGUUUAAAUCUCGUCGAUUCAUCGUUCAUUCCCUUCGUUACACACUGGAUAUCUACCGGGGACCAAAACUUGCUCUUUGCUUUGAUAUACAAAAAAUAUAUAUAUUGGUAUAAAUAUAUAUACAUAUAUAUGAUAAAUCAAUUCAUAAUUUUGUGUCGUAUCGCUGCUUCUGAGCAGGUGCUGUCGCUUUUGUAGCUCUUUAUUUUGACUGGUCGAUCCGUGCACUGACUGUGAAGGGAGUUCAGACUGUAUGCCAUUUUACUCAACAGGAGAUUGUGAUGCAUUUCAUUCAGAGAUUUGUGGGUUGGGGGACGCAUCCAGUACAUCUGAGAUUAUUUAUAUAUUAUAUAUAAAACUAGUCUGUGUAGCUGCACUCCUGUAAAAGCCACAGACUAUAGCAUGGACUGCUUUUAUUAAUUAUUAUUAUUAUGGUAUUUGGACUUACUGAUUGUUUUAUGUAAUGAAAAAAAAACCCACUGGAAAACAAUAUUUUCUUUACUACUGAUCAUGUUUUCAUUUGAAUUUUUUUUAAUUAUGAUUUUGUCUGCACAAUCUUCACACACUCGUUUCUGACUCCUAUAGCGAGGUAAAGUGUCGAUCACGGUCUUGCAUAAAGUAAUAACUGACUUUUCUGUCGAAGUAACCGAAGCGAGAGCUCGACUUUCUUUUCAACUCCGAGUGCAAUCUGUGAACUGGAAUAGGAAGAGUCGCUUUCUAUACAGCAACAAGCUGUUCACCGCCACGCCUGAGGCAGCUGACAGGAAAUACAGAGAUUGUGAAACUGAGCUGUGUGAUUAUCUGCCACUUUUUCCAUCGAUCAUGUUUUUAAUUUAGUUCCUUUGUAUGAAUGUGAGACGUUUUUGUCGUAUCCUCUUGUGCCUGGAGUGAGAAGAGCUCUUAACCAUCAGUUAGUUGUAAACGAAAGUGCUUUUGGUCUUGCAUGCUUUUUGUGCUGCUAGAAUGUCAAGAUUUUGCAGUUGUUGUUUUUUUUUUUAAAAUAUAUAUUAUAUAUAUUGUGCCAGCGCACAAUAAUGUGUUCUAUCUUGCCUGUUGAGUUUCUGCCACAUUAACCACAAGCCUACCGUUCUAAUUCAAUUUGCAAACAACUUAUUUAUUUGAUUAAGACCCCAAAUGCCCUACCCUUGUUGUAUGUCGCACUGAAGUUGGCCUUGCUAGAUUUGACGGCUGUGUCCCAAAUCACGUACUACUGUGUUAAAAGCAUUCAGAGGUCAAACAUUAACGAGCGCAAACUCACUGGAUGUUUUGUUUUGUUUUUUUUUUUUUUAAAAAUUGCUUGCACUAGUGUGUUAUUGAGGUAAAUGGUCAUUUCUCUAUUUUGGGGGGGGAUGGAGACGGAGACAGCUAAUUUCUAAGCAGUAGCUGUACUUGAAUUUAACUCUCGACAAACGAAACAGCUAGCCAACAUGUCCUGUAUAGUGAACUAUGCAGAUUAGGAUGUAACUGAGCCAUUUAGGAGUCACCUUUUAAAAUAACUUUUCAAAAAAGGCCACAUCCCAAAUUGCAUACCACAAGAUAGGGUUGGGUUGUGAUGACCGAUAUCUUAAUUAAAUCCUACCAGAGUACACUUGAUAUCCCGUGGUCUUGAUAACCUUUAACAUUUUUUUUUUUUUUUUAAACAUGAUUAUUUUAUCCUCCUUUUCAGUGUUUGUUUAUUUUUGAAAACAUUAAGGCCAGCAACCUUGCAUUAAAUAAUGCAUAGCGUGUACCAUAGAAAUGUCUUCGAGUAUUAUUUCCCCCAACCCCCCGCCGUUUCCACCCGUCUAAUACUGACAUGCUAAAAUAGGACGGUAUGCUGUUUGGGAAGUAGCCGAACUCCGCCUCUGCGCCAUACUAAACCGUGCAUUUUUCACCCCUCGAAUGUUGCGUGAGACAUUUUAGACCUGCGCUGACCCUAACUUGAUGUAAGGUAUGCAUCACUUAAAGGCUGUGAAGAACACGUGACUUAAACAUAUCAAACCCCCGGAGCUGGAGUGAACAGGAAAAGGCUCUUCUAGUUCUAGCAAGGCAGCUUCACUGGUAAAGAGACUUCAGUGCCUUCAAUUUCACCAAGACCUCCUGGAGCAGACAAAACGUUUGCCCACUUCUGCAAUUAUUAUACCUAUGAGAGCGGAAACAGUCGAGUUCAAGCUGCAUGCUCAAAACAAAGGUCUACUCUUACACGUGGUUCAGGUGUCCCUACUGUAAAACAUCACUCACCGUCAUCGACUCGCACACACCUACCACAGAUAUGCACAUUUAGAGGAACGUUCACGACUUCAUCUUGCCAUUGUGCUGACUAAUAACUGUAUUAAUCUCUUAAAAUGGGAACCGUAGAACACUUGGGAGUCUACCAUUAUGACCGCUGCACUAUCCCAGUCACUUCUUUUUCCUUUCCUCUUUCUAUUAUUUGUAGCGUGGUUGUGAUCGUUUUUCAUUUCUUAAUGCUUUGGGAAUCUUUUAAGUGCCAUUUGACAGUUUACGUAGUGCGCCGUGGCCUGCUGUAGCGCGUUCUAAUGCAAGCACAAGCGUUGUGGUACUCAUGAGCAGCGACCCUGCUCGGAAAAGCAGUCUUAGUUGUAAAUAUUGAGCUAAAACCGAUGGUUAUUUAUUUACUCGCCCUUUCUUUAACCACUAAAGUGUACAUUGUGAUUCUUUUUCUGCCCUCUUUCUCUUUUUUGGACAAAGUAAUGUACUUUACAUAUACAUACAAUUUGUAACUUUUUUUGUUUUGGUUUUUCCUUUUGCGUGUUGUUCGAAUUUCUCUUAGUAAAUUAUAUUCUCUGAACAAUUGGUACGAGCUAACCAAUAUGUGUAGAGUGAUUUGUAUUGUGUAUUUUACAUGAAGGAUGACAAAACUGGGGAACUUUUAUAUUUAUAAAGGCAUAUAUUAACAUUUUAGUGUGUCGUUUACGAGGAAAAAUAGAAGAAAUAUCCAAGACACAUGUAGUUUGGUUUUUCUGAAUAUUUCAGACUUGAGCUCAGGCUAGCUUCUUAGUGUUGUUUACUUACUUGUGGCUUGUCUUUCAAUUAAUAAACUUUUCCUUGUUGAAA